AUGUGGAAGGCUGAUUCCGUGGGGGAGCGCUCCGAAGAGCUUUCCGGGGAGCACCAGAAUGGCAUGCAGCGCAAGGAUUCUGUGUUCUCUUCUGAUACCAACAACACGAAAAUCUCGAAGGGCACGAAUCACUCGUCCUCGGCCGUCAGCGUACACUCACGCAGUACGUCGUCCAGCCAUACCGAGAAGUGGACGUACCUUUUCAAAGAGGCGGAUGUUGCCUUCAAGCCAGUUGACAGCGUCAUCGUGCAGGGCGACGAUCGCAAGAUCUCCAUGCAUCCGGAUGGGGUGGACGUGGUUCCUGGCGAGCUCAACAGGGUCAGAGGGGGCAAGCCGAACACGCUGCGGACCACUCGUUUCACGCUGUUGACUUGGAUCCCCCUGAGCCUGAUGCAGCAGUUCAAGCGCAUCGCGAACAUAUACUUCCUGUUCAUCUGCGUGAUCGUGUGCUUCCCGUGGUCACCCAAGUCGUGGCAUAGCAAGCUGGGCCCGUUUGUCCUGGUGCUGUUCUGGACCGCCUGCAAGGACAUGUACGAGGACCUGCGCCGGCGCCGUGACGACAAGGCCGAGAACUCCCAGACCGUGCAGCGCCUCGUGAAGGGCAAGAACGGCAGGACUCGUUCGAGUGGGUCACGUGGAAAGACGUCCUGGUGGGGGACGUGCUGUUCAUCCUGA
Molecule: messenger RNA, 675 nt
Organism: Prorocentrum cordatum
Lineage: Eukaryota; Dinophyceae; Prorocentrales; Prorocentraceae
Source: the annotation of a GenBank genome assembly